Messenger RNA from Xyrauchen texanus (razorback sucker), 4367 nucleotides. RefSeq names its product eukaryotic translation initiation factor 4 gamma 2-like. Gene Ontology annotation, molecular function: translation initiation factor activity; protein binding; mRNA binding. The record is from RefSeq and is a predicted model, not a curated record. Lineage: Eukaryota; Metazoa; Chordata; Actinopteri; Cypriniformes; Catostomidae. The transcript has 23 exons. Gene Ontology annotation, cellular component: eukaryotic translation initiation factor 4F complex. The coding region runs from base 1 to 3126 and encodes 1041 amino acids.
AUGGAACUAUUCAACCACGAACUGGACUGCAUCAACACAGGGGCGUUCAAUAAAAAGGCCUUAUCCUUGUCACAAAUGUCCAUGAGAGUUACCGAGGGCUUGGAAACCUGUCCAUUGGUAAGCAAGAUGUUGGCCAGCAAAUCUUUGGAAUCAGAAGUGGCCGUCAACAUGUUGUCCUUAUCUGCUGCACCCUGUAAGGAACCGCAGUAUGGGCCUCAGUGCUCGUGUGUAAAUUCCACAGGUGAAUGUCGAGCCGAAACCGCUGCGAUCUGUCUGACUGGUUACAGUCUUGAUACUCUGAAAAACACAUCUAUUGUUUUAUUUAUUACCUUCUUUCUCUUUUUGAACAACAAAACCACAGACAAAACUGAGGGUUGUCUUAGUAAAGUUCGGAUUUCACCACCCCGCCCUUUGAUUAUUAUUCUUUUGAAGAUUCUUCGUUGUCAAGCCGCCAAAGUGGAGAGUGUGAUUGCAGAAGGGGGGGCUUCUCGUUUCAGUGCUUCUUCGGGCGGAGGAGGUGGUAGGGGUGCACCUCAGCACUAUCCCAAGACUGUCUGUAACGGCGAGUACCUGGGGAAAACCCCAGGGCCUAGCGUUCAGAGAUGGGUUCCUUCACGAAGCACUAGACGAGAUGUCAACUCCAAUGAAAAAGAACAACAUGAUGCAAUAUUUAGGAAAGUAAGAGGCAUACUUAAUAAACUGACCCCCGAAAAGUUUGACAAGCUAUGCCUUGAGCUUCUUAAUGUGGGCGUUGACUCUAAACUUGUCCUUAAAGGAGUCAUCUUGCUGAUUGUAGACAAAGCCCUAGAAGAGCCCAAAUACAGCUCACUCUAUGCUCAGCUAUGUCUGCGUUUGGCAGAGGAUGCACCAAACUUUGAUGGCCCUUCAACUGAAAUCCAGUCAUCUCAAAAGCAGAGCACAACUUUCAGAAGGCUUCUUAUAACCAAGCUUCAAGAUGAGUUUGAGAACCGCACCAAAAAUGUUGAAAUCUACGACAAACAAGACAACCCUCUCACCUCUGAGGAGGAGGAGCAGCGUGCCAUUGCAAAGAUCAAAAUGCUUGGCAAUAUCAAAUUCAUUGGAGAACUUGGCAAACUCGACCUCAUCCAUGAAUCUAUCCUUCAUAAGUGCAUCAAAACACUUUUGGAGAAAAAGAAGAGGGUCCAGCUCAAGGACAUGGGAGAGGAUCUGGAGUGUCUCUGUCAGAUAAUGAGGACUGUGGGACCCAGACUCGACCAUGACAAAGCCAAGUCUUUAAUGGAUCAGUACUUUGGCCGAAUGCGAUCCUUAAUGAACAACAAGGAUUUGCCUGCAAGGAUUCGUUUCCUACUACAGGAUACUGUGGAGCUAAGAGGGAAAAACUGGGUUGCUCGCAAAGCUUUUAACGACAAUGGACCAAAGACGAUUAACCAGAUUCGUCAAGAUGCAGUGAAGGGAAUGAGAAUGGACUUCUUCCUAGAAGGCUCCUUCAUGCCGAACAAGCUGAAACUGGACAGAGAAACACUUGGAGGAUUGGCUGAUAUGUUUGGUCAGAUGCCAGGAAGUGGAAUAGGAACUGGUCCAGGUGUGAUCCAGGACAGAUUUUCCCCUACCCUAGGACGUCAUCGUACAAACCCACUUUUCAAUGGCCACAGUGGACAUAUGGCUUCCCAACCACAAUCACAGUUUGACUUGGGAAUGAAGCCUUUCAUCAAGACAAGCCAGGGACAGAAUACAAAUUUUCACAAUCAAAACCAGAACCAUUCUAACCAGCAGCAAGUUCAGUCUAAGGACAUGCCACCACGCUUCAAGAAGGGGCAGCUCAAUGCAGAAGAGAUCAGCCUUAGACCAGCUCAGUCAUUCCUUCUGAAUAAAAACCAAGUGCCGAAACUGCAGCCCCAGAUUCCCACCAUGAUUCCUCCAAGUGCUCAGCCUCCACGCACGCAGACUCCACCUCUUGGACAGCCGCCUCAGCUUGGUUUGAAAACCAACCCUCCUCUGAUCCAGGAGAAACCUCAGAAGACUAUCAAGAAACCACCACCUGCCAAAGAGGAACUGCUAAAAAUGACGGAGAACAUUGUGAUUGAGUAUCUUAACAGUAAGAACAUGGAGGAUACAGUCAGUGGUGUGAAAGAUAUGAGGGCUCCCAAACACUUUCUGCCAGAGAUGUUGAGUAAGAUCAUCUUAUGUUCACUGGAGCGGACUGAUGAAGACCGGGAACAGGCUAGCACACUCAUCAAUACACUGCACACUGAGGGCAUCAUAACUGGGGAGAACUUUAUGCAGGCACUUCUGAAUGUGUUGGAUCAGUGUCCUAUGCUUGAGGUAGACAUUCCCCUGGUUAAGUCUUACCUUGCCCAGUUUGCAGCAUGGGCCAUCAUUGCAGAGCUGGUCAGUGUGGCAGAACUGGCUCAUCCCCUGGAGAAUGGCAACCACUUCCCUCUUUUCUUGCUAUGUCUGCAGCAAGCUUCCAAACUCAAGGAUCGUGAGUGGCUAACAGAUCUCUUCCAGCAGAGCAAGGUUAACAUGCAGAAGAUGCUUCCUGAAAUUGACCAAAAUAAGGACCGUAUGCUGGAGAUUCUGGAGGGGAAGGGUCUGAGUUUCCUUUUCCCCUUGCUGAAACUGGAGAAGGAACUGCUGAAGCAGAUCAAAGCAGACUCCUCCCCUCAGGCCAUCUACAAGUGGAUCAAAGACAAUAUCUCUCCCAAACUCCACACAGACAAGGGCUUCAUCAACAUACUUAUGACCAGCUUUUUUCAGUAUAUCAUUGCGGAGCUUGGUGUGACUGAAGGAGACGAGCAACUGUCCACCCCAUCUAAAGAGCAACUGGACCAGGAGAAGCAACUACUAUUAGCCUUCAAGCCAGUCAUGCAGAAGUUCCUCCAUGAUCAUACAGACCUGCAGGUCAGCGCUCUGUACGCACUGCAGGUGCACUGCAAUGCCAACGCUUUCCCAAAAGGUAUGUUGCUUCGCUACUUUGUCAACUUUUAUGACAUGGAGAUCAUUGAGGAGGAAGCUUUUCUUGCAUGGAAAGAAGAUAUCACCCAAGAAUUUCCUGGAAAGGGAAAAGCCUUAUUUCAGGUGAACCAAUGGUUGACUUGGUUGGAGACAGCUGAGGAAGAGGAGUCAGAGGAGGAAACUGACUGAGAAACCAAGCUAAUCCUCCCAGUGAUAGUUUCCUGCUAAAUAACCUGCUGUCUUGUCUUUGGUUCCCAUGCUUUUUUGCAGUAGCUCACACACUCAACCACCUCCACCACAAUACACUGCUGCUAGGCUCAUGAAUUAACUGCCAGAAAACAGUGUCAUCUUUGUAAUCAAUGUUUCUGUGUUUUGCUUGCAUCAUAGCCAAUGGCAGGUUGCGUCAGCUUCUUUUGAGUUUUUAAUUCAAGAGGAUAUACAGUAUUAACCACUAGGUCAAAAAAACAUUUUUGUUGACUUGAAGUUGAAACAUGGCUUUCAGAAGACACGGGACAGAAAACCUUUUUGUGUCUCAUUUGAAGCAAAUACACAGCUGUCAAUAUAGAAGCAAUAGACUGUUUGCAGUCUGUCAUGGAGUAAAAGUUAAUCAUGAGAUCCUGGUUGAGUGACCUUCAUAUGUUAUGUUGUAUACGCUUUUAUUAGUGUUAUUCUGGGUCGGUUGCAAUAUCCUUUUCAUGCAUGAUUUAAACAUCUAUAAAACUGUAAUCACUGACUUGCUGUAACAUUUAGCAGUUUCCUUUUCUACCUCCUCUUGAAUAGGCUUCAUUUAGAACAGGCUUCUGAUAUCAAAAGUUUUUAGAUCAAUUAAAAUUGAUAAUUAAGAUCCAGUAAAUCGGUGUAGUCGUUCAAUUUUGCACAGCACACUACCUUAAACAACGUACUUAAGCUUGCAGUAAAGCGUGUUUUAAGUGCUUUCCAUUGAACAUGUUUGUCAGUUGGGAAAACCAGCUAUUUAGAUGUACUUGAUGCCUCUGCUGACCCAGCCUUACUUCAUUAAUGUUGUCUGCCAUGUGUUCUGAUAUGGUAACUCAGAUGUGUUCUUUAUGGCAGUAGUAAUGUUGCCCUACACAGCCCACCAAUCUGCCACAGACCUUUUGAACAUCUUGAAAGUUGAGAUGGUGGAUCAUUUUAACCUUCCUUUUUAAUUGGUCAUUAAGUUGGAGGGGUGAGGGGUGUACAUGAGAAUGGGAAGGAAAAAAUCCAUUAUACCCAUGAGAGGAAAGGCUUUUGCCCCUGCCAAUAAGUGGUUCUUGCACAACCUAUUAUUUACAGGUGUUUUAAUUGUAUUUGACAUUACUUGAGUUUGCAAUCCAGUUGUUAGAAACUAAAUGGCUUAUGGUCAUGUUGUUUUAGUGCUGUUUUCACCACUAUUGCUGAAUUUACAAUAAAGGAAAACCUUCAGCAUAAAA